GUUUCGUGUGGGGUUUCCUUGAGAGAGUUUCUAAGUUUUCCACUUAAAAAAUUAGUUUUUUUUGUGAAAUUAAAUUUAAAAGUGUAAAAAUGAUGAACUGAAACAAAAAAUUAAGUAUUUUGUGUGAAAAAAAGGAAAAGGGUGGAAAGGAACCCCCGUAGAUAGAAGAGUGUGUGUUUUUUUGUUUCAAGUGGAUUUUGAAUUUUCCCGAGGAAGAAAAAAAAGUACUUUAUUGUGUAUUCAACAUCAAUAACGUCAAAACCAAUUAGCAUCGUUAGAUGAUUAAAAAUAAAUUUUGAUCCAAAAUCAAGGAUACAAAAAAUAUAUAUAUGUGAAUAAAGUUUCUCAAAUAAAACAAACAAUUUCGAAAAACUGAAAUAAUUAAAAUAAAAUAAAAAUAUAUCUCUCACGCCAUCAAAUAUAAAACAAAAAACAACCACAUUCACAAAAAAUUGUUAGUGUUUUCGAAAAAAACCAAACACACCCUUUCUACAUCACCAUCAUCAUCAAAUCAAAAAUUGCAUUGUUGUUUUUGCGCUCAGCUCAGGCUUGCAUCUCUCGAAUGUUGCAUAGAAUAUGCGUAUAGAUAACUUAGAUACAUUAUGAGAUAUUUUGAGAUAUUCCAUUCGACGUUCUAUAGUUCAUUGAGUUUAAAUAAAGUUAAUAUCAAAACAAAAAGCUUUUCUGUCUGAUUUAUUAAAAAAAAACUAAAAAAGAGCAAACAGAAGAAAGCAAAAAAUAAAAAUAAACAAGAGCGAGAGUAAGCGCACUGUGCCAAAGCUUAUUUUUUGGUUUUUGUGAGAGUAAAACAACAACAACAACAAAAAACCAACAACAACAACAAUAAUCAACAUAAUAUCUAGAACUAUUCAUCGUGUAAAACCAACAGUCUCGUGCGCCGGCACCACCAAUCGCAGCAUAAAAAUAUAAUACCUUACAUCCUCCCUUUUUGUGUGUGUUGAUAUAUGCCAGAGGAACAGAAGAGUAAAACACUUUAUCGUAAAAUCAUUAAAUCGAAAUAAUUCAACUUUUCCUCUCGUUUCACACAGAAUUCUUCGGUUUUUUUUCUUUUUUCAUUUUUCAGAAUGAAAUGUAUCUUUAGUGUGAUUCCUCGUUUCUGUCACGUAGAGUGUUGAAUCGAAGAUAAAGUAGAAACGAAGAAAAAAACACCUCAAACAGUGAAAGUGUGUGUUUUAAUGAAAAACCCAAACUAAAGUUUUUUUGAAACCCCAAAACUAAAACCCCUUUAAAUAAAUAAACACAGUCUUAUGCUUAAUUAUCGUCUGGUGUCAACUCAUUUCUUAAAGCAGCCGUAAAUUCAUCAAGUAAUCAUUAAAUAGUGUUUAAAUGUGUGUUGUUUCUAUCGUAUUAGGUGUUUUUUGAAAAAUAAGAAAAAUAAAGAAAAAUCGAAAAAAGUUUUGAUCUCUAUCUAAGAAUCACCCCCCAACACAAUAGUCUUCUAUAUCUUCGUGCAAAAAUCAUCAUCAAAAAGCUAUAAACAAAAAACAUAGCGCGAGUAAUUUAAUAAUUUCUACACCGUUAAAUCCACCAUCAACCAGAAAAAUAUACACAACACCCACAUCACAAUUUCUGUUUUCUAUAAGAGAAUCCACCCACACCAACAACAACAAAUAAUACAAAAAAAAAUAGUCCAACUGGAGGGUUGCAGUAGCAUUAUUAGCAACAGCAGCAAAAGAAGCAGAAGCAAUUUAAGAGAAAGCUCUGCGCUCUUUGAUUUAUCAAUUCAAUAACAACACCGAAGAGAGUGUAAAUUGAAUUUCCGUUCGGAUUUUAGAAAUUCUGUCACAACGUAUUCGUUAAGAGUUUUUCGAUUGUUCGGCGUUGAUUAUCAAAAUUUAAGCAGCGAAAAUGUGCAGAGAUCGCGAUAUGAAUUUGCCAUAGAUCAACGCAAUCGUCAGUACAAAGUUAAGAAAAAAAUUAAACUUAAAUAAGUUUGAAAAAGAUAAACAACAAAUAAAUUAAAUUAAUAGAAAAAACACAAAACAAAGGAUAAGAGUGAAAAUAUUAAAGAUUGAAGAACGUCGUAUCGUGCAGAAGAAGAGAGAGAGAUAGAGAGAGUAAGAGAGUUUGUGGAAGGUUUUUAAAAGUGCAAUCAAAGAGCUUUAUUAGUAAAUAAAAAAAGAGUCAAGAGAGUGAAAAAGAAAGAAAUAUAAUUAUUUAAGGGUGUUUUUUCAUCUAAGUCAUUCUCAAAUUUACAACAAAAGGCAACAACAAUAACAACAACAUAAUAAAGGAUAGAAAUCAAGUCAUAACUCAUUACAGUUACAAGAACAACAACAACAAUAACAACGGCUCUUGUGCCAAAAAUCAUCUUGAAAAGGAUUGACGGAGGAGCAACUCUCAUCAGAAUUCUGAAUAUAGCAAAAAACAAAAACAAAUCUUUAAUAGUGGACAGGAAUUAAAAAAGGAUAAAAAGGCCUGAUUCACAUCACUUAAAGCGGAAAGUUGAAGGAGAAACCGUUUCAAAGGAAACGUGUUUUGUAUUUAAUUUUGUUUUUUUCUUUUCAUUCGGUUUGUACGUAUUUUUUUUUUGCGGGUUAAUAUAAAUUAUUUUUGAAACUACCCGGAAAUCGAACGAAAGUUUUUAAUUUUUUUUUGAUUUUUUUUAUUAAAUAAAUCAUAAACGAACGUGCGAUUAAUAAAAAAUCUAUCAAAAUUGAAGUCUUCGCAAGGAACAUUUGGAAGUCCGUCAAGGCUUGCGUUUGCGGCAUGCGCCAUCCCACCACUGGCCUGAGCGAAGACGACCUAAGUCGUCUUACCAACGGUUCAUCAAGUUCAUCCUCUUCCUCAUCAUCAUCAGCAUCGACUACUCCCUCACACGAUCAGCCAACAACCAUUAUCAAUCAUGGCCAUCAUCAAAAACAAACUACAACAACAAAAUUUUGUUCCCCAGCAACAACAACUUCACUUAAUGACAAUGGUUCAACAUUAUCAACAACAGAAACAACAACUCUUACCAAAGCUGAAAUCAAUCUUACUUCACUAAAUAAUGAAGAUCAAACAACUUCAUCAGCAGAAACACAAAAUGAACAUGUCAAUAAUUUGAAAAAUAAUGUUGUCUUUAAUUCAUCAUAUCUCCCCGAGUUUAUUGAUCCAUUAGAAUGGCAAAAAUCUAGGAAGCGUAAGGAAAGGCUCGAUAGCACUUCAUCGAUAACGCAAGACCGUAAAUUGGUGCGUUCCAAUAGCGAAGAAAUAAUUGCACCACCAGAAGAAAAUCCUGGUGACGAUGUAAAUAAUUUGAAAAAAGCCGAUGGCGUAGAAAUAGUAGUUCGUGAAGCCAUUCGGCGAGUGUCCUCAGAGGAUUUCAAAAGGUCGUAUAAUGAGGAUUUUCAUCAGGAGAAAACAUUUGUUAGCGAUGAAAAUGAUUCGUUGCUUGCCAAUCGACCACACUCUGAGUUGUUUUUCUCUCCCGGUGCUAAGGAUAUAGCACGCAGAGCCCGUUUAGAAAGUAGUCCAUCGCGAUCAAACCGUGUUUCACCAAAUCGCGAAAUCCGUUCGAAGAACAACGGCGACGAAUGUGAGCUCGAACAUGAACGCAGACGUUCGAGUGAACGUUUCUGCAAGUCUCGGGCACCACCCGGUCGCAAAUCGGGUGUAAUGAAGAAGUCUGGAAAGUUUCUUCCCACAAAAAUGCGUGGCGAUGAAAACACCUACAAAUAUGACCUGUCCGCUAUGAAAUACGAGCGUCGAGGUUUCGUUAGCAAAAUUAAAGUCGAAGAACGUCUUCAGCGCAAGGAAGAAGCUGCUGACGGACAGCGCAAUGAUUACAACGACAAUAACUUAAUCGAUUUCCACAUUAUUCGCAGCGAGUAUGGCAAUAACACAACAGCGACACCUACAUCUUUGUCGUCACAACAGCAGCAGCAACAACAACAAACACAACAACAACCAGAAUCAAACAUUUCAACAACAACAACAAAAACAACAGCUGAAGCACUGCCAUGGGACUGUUCCAUACCUGAGGAUCAGACACCUGUACUGAGUCGUCGUUUUGCGGCUGUUCGUCAUCCCGAUUCAAUUGAUAUUGCUGCAAAGCUCUCCAAAAUCAUGCCUUACCCGCAACAAUUUCAUAAAACACCCAAUUCAAUGAUGGCCGACGAUGAUGCCAUCGAACCAAUCAUUAACCCUUAUUGGGCUUUAACACACAUGGAAAAUGCCAAGACUCGCGAAGUCAUGCAACAGGUUAUUCCAUCGAUAAUGUCAUUUCAAACGCCCGAAGAGCGUCUGAAGCAAGUUAACAAGCGGCUAGUGUCGCUCAAGAAGAAAGCUGUACAGUUGGAGGAACAAUUUGAAAAGAAAAAUGGUUAUAGACCAUCGCAGGCGGAGAAGCUUAAUGAUAAGCAUAUUAAGAAUAUAUUGGGAGAAAUUAGCAAGUUGAAGAAGGAGAAGCACGAGUUGAAGUCUGAUCCGAUGGCAGCUUUGGGAUUGAAAGUUAGUGGCGGUAUGGAUGCUGAGAAGAAGUUGGAGAAAAUUCAAUCGACACUGAAUGAAAUUGAACAGAAUUUAGCUGAUAAGCGAGAAGAUGGCAAUCGUUCAGAAACUUUGGAUGAAUUAACACCUGAUCAAUUAGUUCAGGAGAAAACUGCAGUCCAACAUGGAUUACUCUUCUAUGAGUCUUUAUAUGGACGUCCUUCAACCAAAGAAGAACGUGAUGCAGCUCGACCUCUAUAUGACCGCUAUCGAAUGCUUAAAAGAAUGGUAUCACGUAGUGUAACUUUGUCAGGAAAUACCUCAGGAGCACCAGAACUUCCCACCAUACUCGAACAUGAGGCUAUGGUUUUUGAAGCAGCUCCCCAUCAACACUCCUCCAAUAGCACUGACAGCACAACAAGUCCAAGUGAAUCUUCAACUUUGGUUGUAUCAGAAAGCAACAGUUCGGCAGCAUCAACAGAUUCAACUCCAGAUAAUAAAGUCGGUGGAGAGAAUGAAGACGGAGAAGAAGAAGAACAUCAACAUAAACAUUAUCAAGAACCCCAGCAACAUAAACGCCAUCAACAUGAAUCUUUGUUUGGCGGUGAAAAUAUCCAUCAACUUUCGACAGAUAAAUUAUGGGAACAUUUGGAUAAAGCACGUGAAGAGAAAAAGCUAUUAAAGCGCACUCUUAGGGAAUAUGAAACGGUAUUUGAGGAACAAAAUGGUCGUAAAAUGUUGAAAAACGACCGAAAGUCUAUCGAAGACACCUAUGCUCAGUACAAAGAGGCAAAAGCAAAAGCUCGUCUCUUGCAAGCUCUCAUCAAAAAACAUAUCUCGCGUUGAGAAAAAACAAA
Molecule: messenger RNA, 5288 nt
Organism: Episyrphus balteatus (marmalade hoverfly)
Lineage: Eukaryota; Metazoa; Arthropoda; Insecta; Diptera; Syrphidae
Product: protein FAM13A
Exons: 4
Coding region: 2731-5277 (848 amino acids)
Source: RefSeq, a predicted model, not a curated record